This is a messenger RNA of Ochotona princeps (American pika), 1463 nucleotides long. Its product is annotated as E3 SUMO-protein ligase PIAS3-like. The record is from RefSeq and is a predicted model, not a curated record. Gene Ontology annotation, biological process: regulation of transcription by RNA polymerase II; protein sumoylation. The coding region runs from base 351 to 935 and encodes 194 amino acids. Lineage: Eukaryota; Metazoa; Chordata; Mammalia; Lagomorpha; Ochotonidae. The transcript has 3 exons. Gene Ontology annotation, molecular function: transcription coregulator activity; SUMO ligase activity.
CAGUUCUGUCCCUGGCUCCAGCACCCUUCCUGCAGUCUCUCAGAUCUCUGUGUAGAAGUGUAUUUGGGUGGUAGAAACACAUCUUUUUUCCAGGGCAGAGGCAGGAUUUUCACUCUUGGCAGAUGGAGCACACAGGUAAACAGUGGGACACUGGACUUGGUUGAUGCCUAGUGAUUCAUGGGUAACUCCUUCUGCCCAGCCAAGCUUUGGUGCUGUUUCCCUCUUAGAAAAGUAGGACCAAGGAAGGAGGGUGGUUAUGCAAAAGAUGCCGGAAAGCACUUCUGGGUUAUGAGCAUUGAACCCUGACCUGAAGGUCCUAGGCACAAAAGCUUGGAAGACUUUGGGGGCACAUGGUGAUGAGUUUCCGGGUGUCUGAGCUCCAGGUGCUUCUCGGCUUUGCUGGCCGGAACAAGAGUGGACGGAAGCACGAACUGCUGGCCAAGGCCCUCCACCUGCUCAAGUCGAGCUGUGCCCCCAGCGUCCAGAUGAAGAUCAAAGAGCUUUACCGCCGGCGCUUUCCCCGGAAGACCCUGGGGCCCUCUGACCUCUCCCUGCUCUCCCUGCCCCCUGGCACCUCCCCUGUAGGCUCUCCUGGUCCUCUGACUCCCAUCCCCCCUGCUCUCUUGACCCCUGGCACCUUACUGGGCCCUAAGCGCGAGGUAGACAUGCACCCCCUUCUGCCUCAGCCCGUGCACCCUGACGUCACCAUGAAGCCAUUGCCUUUCUAUGAGGUCCAUGGCGAGCUCAUCAGGCCCACCACCCUCGCAUCUACAUCCACCCAGCGGUUCGAGGAAGCGCACUUCACCUCUGCCCUCACGCCACAGUUCUACAUAGGGGCAAGGACCCAAGGCUUUGGCUCGUCCUCUACUGCUUUCCCAUGCUUUCUCAGGCCACGAACAGUGAGCUGGUUGGAAAGUGGAGCAGCUGGGACUUGAACCAGCACCCAUGUGGCAUCCUGACACUUGUAAGAAGAGGAUUAGCCAUUUCAACCAUUGUUGCAGGCCCUAAGGUAAUACUUUGCUGAUCAAAGUUCCAAUGGUGGAAAUCAAGUCUGCUCUCUAGCUACCCAGACUUGGGACAGAAGGAUCCUGAGCCCCUCAAGAACCUGGGCACCUGACACCACCGCACUGUGGAGGCCACAGAUCUGAUGCCGCUGCAUGACAGAGUGAUGGCCUGCCUGGCUUUCUAGGCAGGAACUCCACUGUGUGCUUGCUGGGGAGUUGUUUUGUGACAGGAUGUGUUCCCUAGCCCUAUCGGUAACCUCCAUAGAAGCUACAACUGGUCAGCCUUACAGAGGCUACUGUCCCUAGGAUGUACCUGACACCAUGCUUCGGCUAGCUGACUUCACUCACCUCUUGACUUCCAGCCAGACAUCAAAUCAAAUGCAGGUGGAUUUUCCCGAAGACCAGUUCAUCUAAUCUGCCCUCCACCCUCCUUCCCUUCCUUGCACACUUACUCCCCGU